This is a messenger RNA of Papaver somniferum (opium poppy), 1315 nucleotides long. Its product is annotated as transcription factor bHLH48-like. The transcript is spliced from 8 exons. Bases 1 to 924 code for a protein of 307 amino acids. Gene Ontology annotation, biological process: regulation of DNA-templated transcription. Gene Ontology annotation, molecular function: protein dimerization activity; DNA-binding transcription factor activity. The record is from RefSeq and is a predicted model, not a curated record. Lineage: Eukaryota; Viridiplantae; Streptophyta; Magnoliopsida; Ranunculales; Papaveraceae. Gene Ontology annotation, cellular component: nucleus.
AUGGCGGGAAACAUAACGGAAGAGUUAACAGCUGAAAAUGGAAACUCAUUCACAGCUCUUCUCGGGCUUCCACCAAAUCAAGCUGUGGAGUUACUACACGAACCGGAAUUAAGUCAGAAUCAACUGAUUUUCGCCAUGGAAACCAAUAAAGAUUUGCAGAAAGGGAAGUUAAAUCAAGAGAUCAUCAACAAAGAGAAAAGAAAGAGAGAAAUAAAGGCUAAAGUUUGUGGUGGAAAGAGUAAAGACAAGGAAAUUUCUGAAAAGGAAGAAGCAGAUUGCAAGAAACUUCCUUACGUUCAUGUUAGAGCUCGUAGAGGACAAGCUACUGACAGCCAUAGCUUAGCUGAAAGAGCAAGAAGAGAGAAAAUUAAUGCAAGGAUGAAGUUGCUGCAAGAACUGGUCCCCGGAUGCACUAAGAUAACAGGUACAGCAUUAGUGCUCGACGAGAUAAUAAACCACGUCCAGUCUCUUCAGCGUCAAGUUGAGUUUCUAUCGAUGAAGCUUGCUACAGUUAAUCCAAGAAUGGACUUCAGCCUCGAAAGCCUAUUGUCAUUACAAAGUGGAGGAAGUUUAACUGCUAGUAGCUUUCCAAGUACAUUUACUUCUGACCCUUCAUUAUGGCCGGAUUUAAUCCAUAUCAUGAAUAACAACAGUAGUUCUACUACCACUGGUACCAGAGGAGGAGGAGCAGCAGAACAUCAAUUUCAGUAUGAUCAUGAUCAACAACAUCAGAAUCAGCUACUUCAACAACACCAAUAUUUAUGGCAUCCUGAUAUGUUGCAACAGCAACCACCAGUUUGGGAAAGAGAUGGUAAUCAAAGCUUUGCCACAAGUCCUGAUAACUCUGUUUACAGUAGUUACAACCCUACAAAUUCAGUGGUUUUUCGUCAUGGGGUGCCCGACCAGUUGAAAAUGGAAAUUUGAAGUUGAAAUUAUUAGCUAGCAUUACUAUACAGCAGUAUAUUUUUUAGCAUUGUACAUAUCAGGCACUAUAUAGGGAGUUUAAAUAUUACAAGGGUUAGUGUAGAGUUUGUAUCUCCAGUUCUCCACCAUGCAUUACAGGCUUUAGAGUUUCCAGCUAAUUGUCUGGCACCAUAUUGGCAGAACGAAGCAGUUAGAAGAAAACUUGAUAAAUUUGGUUUCUAUUUUAUGUCUAGCUAGGUAUAUAAUAUAUACACUAACCCAUUUGUGUGAUUCAAUCGAUAUACUUCUCCUUGGGUUCAGCUUGAAAGAGCAAAUAUAAAACUGAUUCAUCCUACUGUAAGACAUUAAUCAAACAAGUUUAUGUAAUGUAAUGUAAUUUGUUAUUUCCUUA